Molecule: messenger RNA, 2086 nt
Organism: Verruconis gallopava
Lineage: Eukaryota; Fungi; Ascomycota; Dothideomycetes; Venturiales; Sympoventuriaceae
Exons: 3
Coding region: 548-1759 (403 amino acids)
Source: RefSeq, a predicted model, not a curated record
CUAUGAUAAGAAGAUCAAGCGCCCUUUAAUCCACUCGACCGGCUCCAGAUGCCCACAACACGAUCAGGCAAUCACUUUUUGACCGCUUCUUGCCGCCAUGUGCACGAAGCAAACGGGUUGUGUAGCCGUGCCUAGACGCCGCGCCCUUGUCCGUCUUGGUACUUGAGAAAAUCCCUACGUUACAGUGCGAAUCCAGUUUGUUUGCGGCAUUGAAACACAGUAAUCUUGAUGCUCAAAUUCCUGUCUGACAAUACGGCUCAUGCAGUAGAAUUCUUCUCCUUCAAAAAUUUGCCCCCUGCAACGGGUCGCAAGGUCGAGAAGCACGGAUUGCCGCGCCGUCGCUAUAUCGCUCGGCCGGUUUGCGUGCCCAGAGCCAACGCUCGUCACCAGACUUCUCGGCUGUACAGUUUGAGAAAGCACCUGAAAACUAUGUCUCUGCUUUCAUGGCCCUCAAACUUUCAUCUACCUUUUGUCGUCCGCCACUCAUCCGCAAUUUUCUUCAAGGAAUUUUUGAUGUCUGCUAUACCUACCCGCCCUCGGUUUUCUCAUGAUGCUACUUGUAGCAACCAAGCAGCAGACUGUGGCCCUUGAUCAAUGCCCUUUUGGAUAUUCAUUCUACACGUGUAAUAACUCUCGAGUAGUCUGGACGGGUUGCUGCUUGUUGGAUCCAUGCAACACAGGAUGUCCGGCAGACUCACAGGCAACGGCAAGGAAUAGAGCUGCUACUCAAUCAUUCCCUACUGCCUCGAUUUCAGCAAAUAUGAAACCACGGGCGGUGGAAUCAACGCCCGGUCUGGCUACUGACUCUACAAUUUCUGCGGCAAACACCGUAACACGCCCGCCCAGCGCUGCCAAGACAACAUCGAUCUGGUCCUCAUCAACUGCGCUUGGCGGGGAUACAAGCCCCGAUAAUGUCUCGAAAGAUCCAUCAACUCAGACGCUCAUAAAUUUGAUCGUCGAUGAUGGCAACGAAUCGUCAUCCAGCGGCAGCGAUGUUCCUGCCAUAGUUGGAGCUACCGUUGGUGCCCUUGUACUUGCUGCUCUCAUAUCGACAGUUUUUUUCUGCUAUAGAAGAAGGAAAUUCAGAACACGCCGUCAACGUCGCUCUGAAGCGACUGCGUACAAGUCUGAGAAACGAAAUUUUGACAUCAGAGGUGCAGCUUUAGGCCUAGCAAAGCCAGAUAUGGCCAGAACUAGCCGAGAAUUCAACCGAAAAGCGCCAUUGAACGCGUGCAACAACAGCAGCACUUACCCAAGUGUAGAUCUUCCCUUGUCUCUCUACACUCUCAACCCUGCUUUGAAGAGUAAACCUACUUCCGAAGUAGCCGAAAUUCCUGUGGUAACAUCAAACAUCUCGACAGCGGACUCGUCGCCUAGGCCUCUCGAGUGCUAUGAUCCCCAAGGCCAGAGCAAAGCUAAGCAAAGUUCCACCUGGGACCCUAAUGCACUACACCAUUCUGACGCAUCCAACUUUGACGUCGAUCCGUCGUCGAGUUCACGAUUGCCCCAUGCUUUUGCAUACGACAGACAUUCAGGCCAUGAUCUUUCGGGCCUCGCUAGCGGCAAAACUCCAACAAUUGAGAGUUCGAGUGUAUUACCUGCGCUUGUCUCAGAGCGCGCUGCGGACACGAAACAACACACAGGGUCUAGACAGGAGCACCGGACCAGCCGCGCAACAGGUGCUACCUUUACUCCAGCUCCUGGAGCAACGACUGUUCCAUCAAUCAAAGUUAUUGCCACAAAGGCUAACUUGGUCUAAAAUCUUGUAGUCGGACAAUUCACACCUAGGCUUAGGCGCAAAAGUGACUCGGGUAGGCUUAUUUUUCAGCACUUGGCAUUUAUGAAGCGUGUUGCAUUGCGAUAGGCGUUCAAGGGGUAUAGGGCCAUCUUUACGAAUGAUGCCUGUCAAUAGUGAUAUCUCGGAUUUGAUUCAGCUGCCACAAAAUAUAAAGCAAGGCAAGCCGGCUCAGCUCGCAUCCAGUAUCUAUAAUUUGAUAAUAAUCUACGACGUCGGUGCCCCUGCUCGGUAAUUCGUAGACGGAGCCACCAUAUUUCAUCAUCUGUAAUCCAAGCUUUUGCAUUCUUG